Molecule: messenger RNA, 525 nt
Organism: Cutaneotrichosporon oleaginosum
Lineage: Eukaryota; Fungi; Basidiomycota; Tremellomycetes; Trichosporonales; Trichosporonaceae
Biological process (GO): termination of RNA polymerase II transcription
Cellular component (GO): nucleus; mRNA cleavage and polyadenylation specificity factor complex
Molecular function (GO): RNA polymerase II CTD heptapeptide repeat phosphatase activity
Source: RefSeq, a predicted model, not a curated record
AUGACAACUAACGACAGUGAGGCAGGCCUGCGCGUAAUCUCCGCGGGAACGGGUUCAGCUGUGCGGCUGCCAGGUCCGGCGAUCGACAAGCCUAACGUUUAUCGCUUCGGGACACCAUAUGACUACAUCUACAAGGACCUUGAGUCCAAGGAUCCGAAACUAUAUGCAGCCAACGGACUGCUGCCGAUGCUGGAUCGCAACCGCAAGGUCAAGUUAGCUCCGGAAAAGUGGCAGGAGCAGCGCGCGGUGCUCGCGGACGUUGUCAUCACCUGCGAGGAGCGUUGCUACGAUGCGGUAUGCGAAGACAUGCUCGCGCGUGGGGGAGAAUACAAUCGCCCGAUUCAUGUCAUCAACGUGGAGAUCAAGGACAACCCGGAGGAAGCGCACAUUGCGGGCAAGUCGAUUCUGGAAUUGUGCCAGAAGAUUGAGACGGCGCGUGACCUCGACGCCCAGAUUGAUGACAUUCUGGUUGCCCACGCGGAGAAGCACCCCCACGCCCUUUUGCACACUGUCACGUUUUUCUGA